UUAGACAUAAUUGUGUACGCACGUGUGUCAGUCGAGUUUCUUUCAUUUGCACAUUGAAUUUCAAUUUAUUUAUCGCAUAGAAACUAAACAGAUAAAAUGGCUUUGAAACGUUUAAAAACUAAGCAGUCAAAGCGAAAGACUUGUGCUCUAAAGUACAAAAUUCUGAAAAAAGUUCGUGAACACAAGCGAAAGGUACGAAAAGAAGCACGUAAAAAUCCAAAAGGAAAAAGUCUUAAAAGUAAAUUGAUACAGAUUCCAAAUAUUUGCCCGUUCAAAGAGGAUAUAUUAAAAGAAGUGGCCGAACACAAACAGCGUCAAGAAGAUGAAAAACAACAACGACGUGAAGAAUGGAAGUUGGAACGUAUUCAACAACAGCAAAAGAAACGAGAAAAAACUCUCGAAGAGAUGGUUGAAGGUGCCGAAAUGCGUGACGCCAUUCACGAUGCAAUGACCGAUGGCAAAACAAACACAAGCGAUGGUGGCAAAGUGUAUAAAGGGGAGAAAAACACAGAAAAUUCAUUGCGAGCAUAUUUCAAAGAGUUUCGCAAGGUUAUCGAAAUGGCCGAUGUUAUUUUAGAGGUUGUUGAUGCCCGUGAUCCGCUCGGCACACGUUGUAAUGAGGUCGAAAGAGCGGUUAAAUCAGCACCGGGCAAUAAGCGUUUAGUUGUUAUUCUAAAUAAAGCCGAUUUGGUGCCACGUGAAAAUUUAGAUAAAUGGUUAAAAUAUUUGCGCCGAACUGGACCGGCCACCGCAUUCAAGGCAUCAACACAAGAUCAAAACAAUCGCUUGGGACGAAGAAAAUUUGGAAAAGGUGUUACCACCGAGAAAGUACUUCAGGGCUCAACUUGUGUGGGAGCCGAUCUGUUGAUGUCAAUGUUAGCCAAUUACUGCCGAAACAAAGGUAUCAAAACAUCAAUCAGAGUUGGCAUUGUUGGAAUUCCAAAUGUUGGCAAAAGUUCGAUCAUUAAUUCGUUGACCCGAGGUCGGGCAUGCAAUGUUGGUUGCACACCAGGUGUCACAAGAGUGAUGCAGGAGGUUGAACUGGAUUCAAAAAUAAAAUUAAUUGAUUGCCCCGGAAUCGUGUUUACACAAGCAAGAAAUGCCGGUGAACAGAUAACUUCAAAUGUUUUGAAGAAUGCACAGCGUGUCAGUGAUGUAAAAGAUCCAUUUAAAGUAGCCGAAUCGAUUUUGCAACGUGCGAGUAAAAAUUAUUUCUGUCGUUUGUAUGAUAUAUCCGAAUACGAUACACCCGAAGAGUUUUUCGCAAAGAAAGCCGCUCGAAUGGGAAAAUUCCUUCGUGGCGGUGUUCCCGAUGCAGAAGGUGCGGCAAGAAGUUUGUUGAACGAUUGGAAUAUCGGAAAGAUAAAGUACUGUACACAGCCACCCGAAUCCGAUACAAAUGUACAUAUCAGUGCUUCGAUCGUUAGUGCCGAAGCUCGUGAAUUUGAUAUUGAAAACUUUGAUCAAAUGGAAACAGAUAUGCUGAACAAUUUCACAGUGAAAGUGGAAGAGGCGAUGGAGAUAGCUAGCGCAGGUCCUGUACAAAUGGACAAAAAUGCAAUGGCUCACAUAAUCGAAGAUGAAUCGGUUAACGAUAGGGAUGACUCCGACAAUGAAGCUCCAAAAGCGAAACGUGGACGCAAAGAAACCGAAACAAAAGUUGAUCCGGAAAUGUCAUUGGAAGGUAAUCAAACUUGCAACAAAGACAUGAAGCAAAUGAGAAAGAAGGCGAAGAAAACAAACAAACGCAACGAACGAAAGGUUAACGCUGUUGCUGAUGUUUUAGAAAACUUUUCACUUGAUAUGUCAAAUGAAAAGGAAGACUACGAUUUUGAAACUGAUUUUAGUUAAAUUCAUUGCUUUUUCCGGAUUUGAUAUUUUACCCCUUUAUAAAUAAAAUCAAAACAUAUAUGUAUAAAGAAGAAAAA
Contarinia nasturtii (swede midge) is the source of this 1928-nucleotide messenger RNA. RefSeq names its product guanine nucleotide-binding protein-like 3 homolog (gene Ns1). The transcript has 4 exons. The coding region runs from base 97 to 1851 and encodes 584 amino acids. The record is from RefSeq and is a predicted model, not a curated record. Gene Ontology annotation, molecular function: GTP binding. NCBI's taxonomy places the organism in Eukaryota, Metazoa, Arthropoda, Insecta, Diptera, Cecidomyiidae. Gene Ontology annotation, cellular component: nucleolus.